CCCAUUCCUAAAUUUGUCGGAUAAAUUCUAAAAAGUUCUGCUAUUCCCAGAUUUUGUUCCGAUUAGAGAAUCGAGAACACAUAUUUUACGUUUCGGUAUCUUUACCGAUCGAUAUAUCUGCUCGCAGUUACUUCCGCAUCUUCUUUGAUUCCUCGAGUAGUAUUGCACAGUUAAACCAAUUACAAAGUCAGAUGUAAUUCGACCGGAACUAAGAAUUAGCAUUCAAAACACUUGCAGCAAUCAGCUGAUUGGUCAUGAACUACUCUCAGAAUGCUGCGGCAAUCGGCGGUGCUGGUGGCAACGGAACGAUGCUCUCCAUGUCCAAUGUCGCCUCACCGGCGGACUCGUCUGCGUCCGCUACCACCGGCUCACCGGCGGACGAUUCCAAACAGAACCUUAACCAAGUCAUCAAUUCUAUACAGAAAACCCUCGGGAUGCUCCACCAGCUGUAUCUUACUGUGUCCUCCUUCAAUGUUGCCUCCCAGCUUCCCUUUCUCCAGCGCAUGAAUGCUCUUGUUUUGGAGCUUGAUAAUAUGACGAAAUUGGCAGAGAAAUGUGAUAUUCAGGUGCCUAUGGAGGUUUUAGAUUUAAUUGACAAUGGGAGGAAUCCAGAUGAAUUCACUAGGGAUGUUUUGAAUAGUUGCAUCGCCAAAAACCAGAUUACCAAAGGAAAAACGGAUGCUUUCAAGGGUUUGCGAAAGCAUCUCUUGGAUGAACUUGAAGAGGCAUUCCCUGAUGAAGUGGAGGCUUAUAGGACAAUGCGUGCAACUUCUGCUGCAGAAGCAAAACAGUUGGCUCAAGCGCAAAAUGCAUUAGCAAAUGGUGAUGUCAAGGUGAAGCCAGAAAUUUAAAGCCUCAAGGUUUGACUUAUUCUGGCUUUGGCUCGGGACUUGCAUGGUCUCUCAUCCCACUUGUUUGGAUCAUUUAAAAGUUGGCAGCAUGAUGAAACAGCUUUGGCAAGUUCAUUCCGGAUGUUCUGGGGAAUCAUGUUUGGAUCGUAAGACUAUUAUGCCAAAAAACAGGACAGAUCCUUGUUAAUUAGUGUACGUGUGCAUUGACAUUGUUGUAUUGUCAUCAUUAUGAUUAAACUAUGAAGUGUUCUCUUGUGCAUUUUACUGGGCGGAAAGUGUG
Molecule: messenger RNA, 1131 nt
Organism: Cuscuta europaea
Lineage: Eukaryota; Viridiplantae; Streptophyta; Magnoliopsida; Solanales; Convolvulaceae
Source: the annotation of a GenBank genome assembly